This is a messenger RNA of Panicum virgatum (switchgrass), 1244 nucleotides long. Its product is annotated as probable ribonuclease P/MRP protein subunit POP5. The transcript has 4 exons. NCBI's taxonomy places the organism in Eukaryota, Viridiplantae, Streptophyta, Magnoliopsida, Poales, Poaceae. Gene Ontology annotation, molecular function: ribonuclease P RNA binding. Gene Ontology annotation, cellular component: ribonuclease P complex. The record is from RefSeq and is a predicted model, not a curated record. Bases 396 to 824 code for a protein of 142 amino acids. Gene Ontology annotation, biological process: tRNA 5'-leader removal.
CGGGGCCACACACGGCCCAAUUCGGCACUCAGGCUGACCCGGCUGACCGCCGACCGAGCCCGCGAGCCGAGCCCCCGACGGGCGGCGACGCCUGGAUCCCUAGGCGAAGCUGCUCCGGCUUGCCGGCGUUGAUCGAGCAGCGCAUCGGCGUUGACCGCGGCGAGCAAAGAACGGGCGGACGGCGGCGGGAGUCCCGCGCCGCCGCGCCGCCGCGCCCAGGGCCCCAGACACCACCGCACCAGCGGGUGCGUGGGCGGCGCGCCGCUUGCUGCCUUGCGGGCUGCCCGGCUGCGUCUGACCGUGACCGGCUGUGCCCCUGUGCUUGUGCGGCAUUCCUCUGCUGAUAGCAAGACAACAACCAAGGAUCACUGCAGGAAAGGAAGCAUACGGUCAUCAUGGUUCACUUCAAGAACAGGUAUAUGGUGAUGGAGGUCUUCAUAGAUGCUGGCAGAGGUGAAUCUGAUCCUGUUAUCCUCACUCAAUUCAAUGUAACCAAAGUAAUCAGAGACAGCAUUCAACUCAACUUUGGGGAGUGUGACCUAGCUGCAUCUCUUGGAUCGUUGCAAGUGAAGUAUGUUAAUCCUGUAACAAAGCUUUGCAUAAUUCGGGUGUCACGUGAAGACCACCAGAAAGUAUGGACUGCAAUUACAAUGGUCAGGAGCAUUGGGAAGAUUCCAGUAUCGUUCAACCUGCUGGAUGUGAGUGGAAGCAUCAGGGCAUGCAGGAGAGCUGCACUGGAGUGCGACAAAGCAAAGUUUGAGCAAUACAAGCUGGCUGCUGUUGACUGUAUCACGCCGGAGAUCAUCCUGUCCGUACAGAGCUAAUGAAUUGGUCUAUUCCGUCUCCUGUUUUAGUCUAGCAAUCUCUUGUCUGUGGGUGAAAGAAAAAGAAAGAAACAUUCAGUGCAUUGUGUAGAAUUGAGACCUUAUUGCCUGAACAGGAUGGAACUAAGGUGACAACUUUCUCCUCGUGCAAUGGCUGUGUCAUAUGACGGCUGCUUGAAGUCUUAAGAACGGCAAAGGUCCUCUGCUCUGGUCGCUUUUCUUUCCAUAUUUGUGGCCCUUGUGUUGUAAUUUGUAAAGAUGUUUUAGGUGGCUUGGGUCUUGAUUUGUUGCUUCUCUUUAAUUAAAACAUGACGCCGGAAGCUGUUAUAGGCGUCUGAUUUGUUUCAGUUUAGUGAUCUUGGCCCUGCAUCUACUGUAAGACACAAAAGUGAUGCACCAAUCCAUUGUGCCAAUUGGUUU